This is a messenger RNA of Aspergillus pseudoviridinutans, 1281 nucleotides long. RefSeq names its product Zn(II)2Cys6 transcription factor domain-containing protein. Bases 1 to 1281 code for a protein of 426 amino acids. Gene Ontology annotation, molecular function: DNA-binding transcription factor activity, RNA polymerase II-specific; zinc ion binding. The transcript has a single exon. NCBI's taxonomy places the organism in Eukaryota, Fungi, Ascomycota, Eurotiomycetes, Eurotiales, Aspergillaceae. The record is from RefSeq and is a predicted model, not a curated record. Gene Ontology annotation, biological process: regulation of DNA-templated transcription.
AUGUCCGCAAGAUACCGGCAGAAAGCCUGCAUUGCCUGCGCAAAUUCAAAGCGCAGGUGUGACAAGCAGCUACCUGAGUGCCAGCGCUGCUUGGACAGGGACGUGGAGUGCCUAUAUCCGGAGCCAAAGAGAAGGCGAAGAAAUCCUAUUGUGUGUGACAACGAGGCUGAAGAAUUUCCAACCGACCCUGAUGCACUGCGGAGCUGUCUUACUGAUUUCGAAGAUUGGGGCGCUAUGGUGGGGGCCGCAGAUCUUAACUUCACCAUGUCAGAUGUGAUGGCACCAUUUAUCCCAGCAUUGUCGGUACCAGCGAGUGAUGUACAAGCUCAGGAUGCUGCACUUCCGAGGGGCGACAUCGUGACUACGCAAUGUCCCUGGUUUCUCAGAGAUGAGACCUGGACUAUGCGGCACAGAAACGAAGAACCAGCUUGCAAAACUGGUAUUCAGCUGGAACCUUUCAUCCGCGCCGUAGAGGAAAUGCUGCGAUCGUGGGUUAGGAAUGGCUAUAAUAGCUUCAUUCAUCGACGGCUGUAUGAGCAUUGCAUGCCUACAUGUGUCCAGGACGCCUUCACAACUCUUGCGGCCUAUGCUGGUUGUACCCCAGCGGUGAAGGAGACCAUACUGCAGAUAGUCGAGGAGCGCUUGUCUGCACUUGUCCGCCAGAGUCCUCCCACCGAUAGCCGUGCACAUGGUAUUCUGGACCACCUGGGCCGUGUUCAGGCGCUAUUUGUCUACGAAUUCAUAGCGCUUUUUGAUGGCUCCGUGCGUCUGCGUGCAACUGCCGAGAAACAUAUUCCGACUCUUCGGCAGUGGGUAACCCAGAUGUGGGAGGCAGUAAAAUUAAAUCGAGGGGAAGACCGUCCCUGGGACAACCCUCCCCUUCAAUGGACGGCAAGUGAGUUCGACAAGGAAUACGAUGUCUGUUCAGCGAUGUGGCGGCUAUGGGUCUUGACUGAAAGUGUCCGGCGCUCGCGUCUAAUCAUUGACACUGUCAUUAACGUAUACGAAACCACAACUAAAGGAUGGGCUGAUUGUACUGGAAGUGUUAUGUUUACUUCGCGCCGUGGCUUGUGGGACGCCGAAUCUGCCAUGAAGUGGUUUGAACUAUGCCGUCUGAAACCCCCACUUCUAGUGGAUUCCUUGCAGCCUGGGGCUUUGAUGUCACAGUAUCCAGCCGAGGAGCUAGACGAUUUAGCAAAGUUAUACUGGACAUUCAUAGUGGGCGCAGACAAGAUACAAUGUUGGAUUGAUAGGACAUCUAUAGCAACGGGAAGGGCUUAG